UUUAGUCUUUUAAUAGAUACGCAGAGAGCAAAACAUUUUUCUUUCGCGUAAUCUGUGCAUGAAAAAUAAAACAACAAACGAGUUGUGUGUGGAAAAAUAACAGCGAUUAGUCUGAUUAGUCUAAACUGAUUGCUCGUUGUGUGUUCGGACAAUCUUAUUCGUUUCAAGCAAACUAAAAUUUGUUAAAAAACAUAAAUUAUUACGACCGGCAUCGAUAUGGAUAAAUUGUUUUUGAGUAAACGAAUGUUUAUCGAUAGUGAAUUCGUGAGCGGCGGGAUUUUAGUGGCACCGAACGGCAAGAUUCGCUCGAUAUUAAGAUCGCAACAAGAGAUCAAUUCUUGGAUGUAUGCAAAUGAAUCGGACGAGACAUUCGAUUUCGGUGAUUAUGUUCUGAUGCCUGGCUUGAUCGAUAGCCAUGUACACAUUAACGAGCCUGGAAGAAAAGAGUGGGAAGGUUUUGAAACAGCAACAAAAGCGGCAGCUGCUGGAGGCUUUACGACAAUUGUUGAUAUGCCGUUAAAUUCCAUACCACCGACAACAACGGUCGAAAAUUUAAAAAUUAAAAGAGAUGUGGCUCGAGGCAAAGUUUUCGUCGAUGUUGCAUUCUGGGGCGGUGUGAUACCAGGAAAUGAAAAUGAACUGUGCGCUAUGGUUGAUCAGGGAGUCGUCGGAUUCAAAUGCUUUUUAUGUCCUAGUGGUGUUCCCGAAUUUCCGAAUGUGAAUGCGGAUCAAGUGGAAAUCGCCUUGCAAAAACUACAAAACACUGAUGCUGUUUUAGCGUUUCAUGCAGAGAUUUGCCCAACCACAGAAAUCCAAGUCGAUGAGACUCAAUCAAAAAAAUACGAAACUUAUCUGAAGACUCGCCCACCCUCAAUGGAAGUUGAUGCUAUCAAGUUGGUGACUGACCUAUCCGUCAAAUACGACGUUCGAACUCAUAUCGUUCACCUGUCAACCGCAGACGCUCUUCCAUUAAUUCGUAAAUGUCGCGAGAAACGUUGCCGUUUGACUGUGGAAACAUGUCAUCAUUAUUUGAACAUUUCUGCCGAAGAAGUGCCAGACGCAUCAACAGAAUACAAAUGCGCGCCCCCGAUACGCGAUCACAAUAACCAAAAGAAACUAUGGCAGGCCCUCAUUGACGGAGACAUUAAUUUAGUUGUUUCAGAUCAUUCGCCUAGUACUCCAGGAGUUAAGAUGUUGACUUACGGUAAAAAUCGUGGUGACUUUUUGAAGGCCUGGGGAGGAAUAUCCUCAGUACAGUUCGGUCUGUCUUUGUUUUGGACGCAAUGCAAAAACUACGGUAUGGGUUUAUCAGAUGUCGUUCGAUUGAUGUGUACUGCGCCCGCUGAACUUUGUGGUAUAAAUGACUUCAAAGGCAAAAUCGCUGAAGGAUACGACGCCGAUUUUUGUGUCUGGGAUCCCGAUGAUGGAUUCACAGUUACCCAGGACAUUGUGCAGUUUCAGAACAAAGCCAAUCCAUACAUGGGAAGAAAAUUGAACGGUUUAGUGCAUGCGACUAUAGUUAGAGGAUCGCAUGUUUUCCAGGAUGGGGAAAAUUUCCGACAACCGAUGGGUAACUUAAUAGAAAGACCUGUGACAGGUCGUAAAAGAGUGUGAAAUUUAAAUCGGACUUAUAGUUUUCGUUGUCGUCAAUUGAUAAUUUCAAUAAAGUCUCUAAUUA
Bradysia coprophila is the source of this 1678-nucleotide messenger RNA. RefSeq names its product allantoinase. Gene Ontology annotation, biological process: vesicle cytoskeletal trafficking; allantoin catabolic process; purine nucleobase catabolic process. The record is from RefSeq and is a predicted model, not a curated record. Gene Ontology annotation, molecular function: allantoinase activity; cobalt ion binding; zinc ion binding. Gene Ontology annotation, cellular component: cytoplasm; trans-Golgi network. NCBI's taxonomy places the organism in Eukaryota, Metazoa, Arthropoda, Insecta, Diptera, Sciaridae.